ACCCUUCAAUAUAAAUUAAUAUAAAUAAAUUACAAUGAAGCGAUCAAAUGAGCAAUCGGAGAAGCUUUACGCAACAAAGAAGGCACGAGUAAGUGAUGCGUAUGGAAGAUCAGUUGAGUUGAUGGACAUUGAACAAGACAGGAUUUGGCUUGUAACAAAAUUGACCAGACCACCACCUCUUACAGCCGUGAGAGGGAAGCGAAUACGACGAAAAAGACUUCAACCAACACCACUCGGAAUUAGUUCUUGGGUGUUAAAACGAGAAUUUCCUUACAAAAAGGAGAGUAAAUACUCAGUUAAAAAGACCAAGCAUAUUGAUGAAUUUGGAAGAUGUUUAGAGCAGGUAAAAUGA
This is a messenger RNA of Saccostrea echinata, 352 nucleotides long. RefSeq lists its product as uncharacterized. The record is from RefSeq and is a predicted model, not a curated record. The coding region runs from base 35 to 352 and encodes 105 amino acids. The transcript has 5 exons. Lineage: Eukaryota; Metazoa; Mollusca; Bivalvia; Ostreida; Ostreidae.